AUGGGCCGUACAAAAUUCCCUGACGGCUCACAGACACCACGGAGCAACCCUACCAACUCCCAGGCAGGUCCCAUGGAUGAUUACCUGCAGACUCUGGAAACCACAUCCCGCAAGCGAGCAGGCUUAGAAAUGGUCGCGUCACCGAACCACGUGCGACCCCCAGAGGCAGGCAGCCCCACACUAUCUGACAUCAGCGCGCUGGCUGCACAAAUGGUCACGAAAACAGACCUCCAGACCCUAUCUGACGACCUACACACGGCGAUCCGCCUGGAGGUGACGGCCCUGAGGUCUGAAAUAACUGCACCCAGCGGCAGAUUCCAUAUACGGGAGGAGACUAUGCAGGAGACCACGGGGAGAGUGGGAACCACUACUACAGCGGUCACCAGACAGGGGAACUUGCUGCUAGCCCUGCGAAGGCAGGCAGAGGAUCUAGACAACAGGGGCCGCCGCUCCAACAUCCGCGUGCGCGGCCUACCUGAACCACAAACAGAGGAAGAUAUUGAGACCACGCUGAAGGCCCUCUUCCGAGACAUAUUGGGAGAAGAUAACGUGAUGUUUGAUCGAGCUCACCGGGCAAACAGACCUAGGAUACCAGAUGGCACACCACGAGACGCCAUCUGUUGCCUACACCACUAUAAGCACAAUGAGCAGAUAAUGCUGAAAGCUCGCACGAGACUGCUAUGGAGAUUCCGUGGGGCUGAUGUGACCUUGUUCCAAGAUCUGUCACCCUUCUCACUCGAAGCCCGCAGAGCCCUGUGCCCCAUCACAUCACUGCUCCCAGAGAGAGGUGGGGAUUUCCCUUUGCCCUACUUGCAAGACAUCAGAACGAAUGGAUAUCUCUGCGCUGGCCGGAGGAGGGGCAGGGAUUCCUACACCCCCUGGAACUUCCACCCACAGGAAUAACAGACUGGAUCCUCGGACCACUAGAACAACGGCCAAGACCCCAAACACCAAGACAACAGCGCCACCGCAGAGGUGAAUCACCAAGGCGACCCAUCACACGUAGACACCUCGACCCAGCUGCACCAGAAGAAUAA
Molecule: messenger RNA, 1037 nt
Organism: Pelobates cultripes (western spadefoot toad)
Lineage: Eukaryota; Metazoa; Chordata; Amphibia; Anura; Pelobatidae
Source: the annotation of a GenBank genome assembly